Ictalurus punctatus (channel catfish) is the source of this 2489-nucleotide messenger RNA. RefSeq names its product A-kinase-interacting protein 1. Gene Ontology annotation, biological process: regulation of non-canonical NF-kappaB signal transduction. The record is from RefSeq and is a predicted model, not a curated record. NCBI's taxonomy places the organism in Eukaryota, Metazoa, Chordata, Actinopteri, Siluriformes, Ictaluridae. Bases 88 to 663 code for a protein of 191 amino acids. The transcript has 5 exons. Gene Ontology annotation, cellular component: nucleoplasm.
GAAAAACUUCACGAUUCGCUUUCAUUUACACGCCCAGAAGAUCUGAACUAAUGAUACUGCUGUAACAACAAUGUCGGACAGCGGUGAAUGUUCACAGGAAUUAGAAAUAACAGGAAAGCAUCUCGUGUUCCUGUGAUCAUGGCAGGUCGGUGUUGGCUGGACGCUUCACUUGAUCGUUCGUCUAAACUCGGACUUGAGGUGUUGCAGAGAGCCAAAAGACGGUCGGAAUCCUUGAAGAAUGUCGGAUCAUCUCACCGAGAUGAUUCCUGCACCGAGAAACACACGGAGGAUCUGGAACAUCCUACUGCCCAUAUGACCUUGGAUAAUGCUUUUGCAAAAAUAAUGGAGUGCAUGUCUGAAACCAGCAAUCAAUGCAAGAGGUUUUACAGGUCUGCAAGUGCAGCAGAGCUUUGUGAACAAGAGCGAACCCAUGUGUGUCGCUUUCAUGCUAAGCAGCUUCUACAGACUUCAAGGCAAAUUCAAACCACUACCAUAACCUCCAAAAGGGCUCAUUACACUGCUUUGUCUGAGCCAGAGGAUUUCUUGAUUGAAGUGUCUCCAGGCACUUAUGCCAUCACAGCAGGAAUGCAGGAUGCUGGCCCACAGACCCGAGUGGUGCACAUCAGUGCAGGGGAGAGUAUGAGACUCACAUUCAACCUCUGACCUCAAGCUACUAUCCUCAGGGUUUGACAAAAUGUUUCCAAAUACAUCAUAAAAAAAGUCUCCUUUCAUUGCACUAAAAUGAAAUUCUUCACAACUGAAUUUAAUUUCAUUAUAUUAAACAUAAUUUGGUGCACUUAAUGUAAUGUAAAAUGUGCCUUAAUGUAAUGUGUACAUGUACUACUCCAGGGUAUUUUUAUAAACAGUACUGAAUUUUAACGGUUAUGAUAAAAUUAUGUGCAAUAGAACUUUUGAUUUAUUUUGUGAAGUUUUGAUGCUGAAAUAAAGAAUUUUUUAAGAUAUCGAAAGUAUUUUGCUGGGAGUUAAUGCAGGAGUUACAUUUCCUCUUUCAGUUCAUAGCUGUUGUUUCAGUUUUAAUAUUUAGUAAUGAACUGUUCAUGUAUUCAAUACGUUCAUUUAAAAAAAAAAAUGGAUUUGUGUUUGCAGUGAGCAAACACGAGUCCAUAAAUUAAUUAUUCAAUUAUAAAUAAAUAAAUCGAUGCCAAUGGGCCGGUCUGUGCAUAGCCAUAAGCAAAUGCCUCAGCUGACAGAAACUUAAGAGGGAAAGGAUGUUUAUUUUUUCAGAGGAUGAAAACUGGCUUAAAAACUGGUGGGUUCUGUUUCCCACUGCAUCUUCUUUUAACACUGCACAACACUUCCAGCAAGUGAGCCAAGACAAAUAAAACAAUUUAAAAAUAGGUUUCCGUGUGGCGUACUUGGUAUUCAUGAUCACAUAAAUACAGUGUUGAUUUUUUUCUAUCUUCCAUUUUCAUGUCACACCAUUGUCUUUACAUUUUAUUUAAUUUAUAUUUUGUGUAAUUCGUCUCUAGAUUUUGACCUUUAAGGUGUUGUUAGACUGCUGAAUAUUUUCUGCUAGCAUAGACGUGAGUCAAAAUAACUUUCACCUCAGGCAUUCUACCUUUUCUUUCACUGUUCAUUUUGUGUUUCCAGCCCUAUCUGAGUUUGACCUUUUAUGUUUUUUGGGUGAGUUUUGUGGGUGUCUCUAAAUGCAAAUGAUCUGUGUCCUGGUCACUAGAUAGCAUUGCUGAGAGUUUAAAUUGAAUACAACAAUGCAUCAUAUUUAAAAAAUUAUAUAAAAUUAGAAAUUUGAUAAUUUUAUUGUUGUUUGAGAUCUUUUAUCAUGUUAUCAUUUAAAGAAUAUUCAAAAACUAUAAUCAAGAGUUACAUCCCUAGUAAAUCUCAUUUGCAGCUUGUGCAAAUGUCAUAUCAAAUGUUUUUUGAGGUUACUGAGCUAUUUAAGGAGCUUUAUGAUCUUGGUUCAGCUGAAAUUUUCUUUACUGCAAAAGCCAAUGGAGAUGGUGCUUCAGAAAGUGGUUUUUGUACAGUCCAGCCAAAUACCUCUCUUACUGUUAUACCUCUUCUUACUGAAUGUGGAACCAUUUCAAAUAAUGAACUGUGAUUUGUGGAUGCAAAACUGGAUGAGGAAUAUCCAGAAUCACUGUUUAUUCCAAAGCAAGAAUGACCUGGAUUUGGAGGCUUAGUUACUUGCCCUAAGAAACAGAAAAACAUAAUUAAUUGUAUUUAAAUAUAUAAUUGCAUACAAACAACAUGGAAACAAUUUUAACAUUGAAAGACAAUGACCUUAGCAGAAAUGAAUUGGAUGUGUGUGUUGUUCUUAUGGACUUAUGGAUCUUUGGAUCUCUGAAACCAGAGAUGGCCUGUGAUCAGGCAGACAGUUACCUGUUUUUUUGUGGUGUGGCUCUGGGGAUCCUCUUCUCCAGCACCUCCAGGCUGGUCUACUCUGUGGCUCAGUAUGGGACUUAUUCAGGUAUGAGAUCUCCGUUCACUGAGCAGCUCACCAGUCCUGG